This is a messenger RNA of Phytophthora infestans T30-4, 846 nucleotides long. RefSeq names its product NPP1-like protein. The record is from RefSeq and is a predicted model, not a curated record. Bases 32 to 748 code for a protein of 238 amino acids. Lineage: Eukaryota; Oomycota; Peronosporomycetes; Peronosporales; Peronosporaceae. The transcript has a single exon.
CGCCUCCAAGUCCUCGAGACUCUCCACCGACAUGAACAUCCUUCAGCUCUUCGCAUCGGCCGCAGCAGCUCUUACUGUCGCGCAUGCCGAUGUGAUUUCACACGAUGCAGUCAUCCCGUUCGCCCAACCCACAACCACCACUACAACAGAGCAGAAGGCUGGUAUCAAGUUCAAGCCCCAGAUCCACAUCUCGAACGGCUGCCACCCGUACCCUGCAGUGGAUGCAGACGGCAACACCAGCGGCGGUCUAAACCCUACGGGAUCCUCCAGUGCAGGGUGCAAAGGUUCCGGAUACGGCAGUCAGAUCUACGGCCGAGUCGCCACGUACAACGGCGUGUUCGCCAUCAUGUACUCGUGGUAUUUCCCUAAGGACUCACCGCUCACGGGGCUGGGGCACCGUCACGACUGGGAGCACGUGGUCGUCUGGGUCGACGAUAUCAAGCUCAACAGUCCGUCGGUCAUUGCCGUGUCACCGUCUGCUCACAGUGGCUACAACAUCUACCAUCCGCCCGAAUCCAACACGAUCGACGGCUACAGUACCAAAGUGGACUAUUCGUCCAGCUGGCUAGUCAUCAACCACGCGUUGGACAGCACGACGGAUGCUGGAGAAACCCAAAAUCUGAUCAUGUGGGACCAACUCACGGAUGCAGCACGAACGGCGCUGGAGAAUACCGACUUCGGCGACGCAAACGUCCCCAUGAAGGAUGGCAACUUCCUCACGAAGGUUGGCAAUGCCUACUACGCCUAGUAAAUGACGGACAUUUAUUUGGUUUAGUUUUUUUUAGUGAUCGAACCAGUGAUUUAUCGUUAAAAAGCUAUGAAUUGAGUGCUAGCAUGUCCCCUUUU